Molecule: messenger RNA, 726 nt
Organism: Fraxinus pennsylvanica
Lineage: Eukaryota; Viridiplantae; Streptophyta; Magnoliopsida; Lamiales; Oleaceae
Source: the annotation of a GenBank genome assembly
AUGGGGAAUAUCAAAGCUCCAUUCAGAGGUAUCGAAAAGGAUAUUCAAGGUAGACUAUCUUGUUAUAAGCAAGAUUGGAAGGCUGGAAUUCGUUCAGGAUUUGGAAUACUGGCGCCAACAACAUAUAUCUUUUUUGCCUCAGCUCUUCCAGUGAUUGCAUUUGGAGAGCAAAUAAGCCGAGAUACCGAUGGGAGCCUAAGCACAGUAGAAACUUUGGCAUCAACUGCAAUUUGUGGUAUAAUACACUCUAUAUUUGGUGGUCAACCUCUGCUGAUAUUAGGAGUUGCAGAACCAACUAUCAUAAUGUACUCUUAUCUCUACAAAUUUGCCAAAGGAAGGGAAGACUUGGGACAAAAUCUCUAUUUGGCUUGGGCUGGAUGGGUUUGUGUGUGGACAGCUUUGUUCUUGUUUCUUCUUGCAAUAUUCAAUGCUUGUGACAUCAUAAAUAAAUUUACAAGAAUUGCAGGGGAAACUUUUGGCAUGUUGAUUGCUGUUCUUUUCAUUCAGGAGGCAACUAAGGGAAUUGUUAGUGAGUUCAAAAUUCCAAAAUCCGGGGACUCAAAUUCAGAGCAGUACCAGUUCCAAUGGCUUUUUACAAAUGGUUUACUUGGAGUCAUAUUUUCAUUUGGACUUCUCUACACCUCCUUAAAAAGCAGAAGAGCCAGGUCAUGGUGUUAUGGCACAGGUUGUCUCAGAGGCUUCAUUGCAGACUAUGGAAUGCUAUAG